Molecule: messenger RNA, 2977 nt
Organism: Aphidius gifuensis
Lineage: Eukaryota; Metazoa; Arthropoda; Insecta; Hymenoptera; Braconidae
Gene: Swt1
Product: transcriptional protein SWT1
Exons: 3
Coding region: 203-2944 (913 amino acids)
Cellular component (GO): nucleus
Molecular function (GO): protein binding
Source: RefSeq, a predicted model, not a curated record
UACGAAUGAGCUAAUUAACAAUAACAAGUGAAAAAAAAUAUAUGAAAACAUGUGUGAUUCAUAGAUAAUAUUGUUUAUUUUUGAUUAAAAAUUGUUUACAAAUUAUUCAUAUAUUUUUUUAUAGUAAAAAACUUUCAAGUGUACCAAGAACCAAGUGUUUGUAAAUAAAAAUAAAUUUUAUUUUUCUUUAAAUAGAUGAACAAUGGAUAAAGCAAAAUUACCUGAAAAUUGGAUUGUUAAGCAAUCCAAAAAUUAUCCAGAUCAUGUUUACUAUUUUAAUGUUAAAACACACAAAACAACCUGGGUUAAUCCAAAUAAAGCUGCUGAUGAUGAGCAUGUAAAUGAAGAUGAUGAAGAUACUGAACCACCAUCAUCUCCACCACUUGUAACAACAAGUACUCCAAAUCGUCCAAAAUUACGAGCAAAACGUCAACUGUCAUCAUCAUCAUCAUCAGUUGAUGAAACUGUUAACAAAAAAUCAAAUGAUACACCACAAAUGAUUGCACUACGUAAAAAAUUAGCAGAAAAACAAUCAAAAACAACAAAAAAUCCAAUGAAAAAAAGUAAAAUAACCAUGGAUCUAAAAACGAAUGACAAAAAAAUUGAUAAAGUCUUGGAAAAAAAUGAUGAAAAGAUAAUUAAAAAUAAUUCAAGACAAUCAUUAACACCACAAAUGAAAUUAAUGCAAGAAAAACUUGAUGCAAGAAGAUCACUACAAAUUAAAAAUAAUAAAAAACAAACAGUUGUUCCAGUUGAAUCUCCAUCAAUUAAAAAAACCAUACCUGAACCUGAAAAUAAUCAACGAACAACAAGGUUAAGAUCAAGAUCAUUACUUCCAAUUAUUAACAAAUCACCUGAUAAAAAUUCCGAGACAACUGAAACAUCUAAAAAAACUGCAUUAAAAAGACCACGUGAUGAUUCAGAUGAUGAUGAAGAAACUGAAAAAAAUUAUCCAAUAAAUAAUACAAAAAUAACAAGAAAAAGUUUACCACAAGUAGAAAAAAAAACUAAAGCAAAUGAUAGAUUAAAAAGAUUAAGAAAAAGUUUAAAUGAAGAAAUUAAUGAAAUGGAUACAACUGAUGCUGCUGAAAAAUCAAAAGACAGUAUAAAAUUAAAAGAUCAUGAAAAAAUAAUGAACACAAAACCAGCAAGUGUUGAAAAAAAUGGUCUACAACGUAUAAGAGAACAAGCAAAAAAUCAGCAGAAUGAAUCACGAAAAGAAUUACAAUUAAAAAAAGCAUCAAAAUAUGAUGAAGAUAAUUUACAAGCAAGUGGUUCAAUGGAUCCAAAGUUAGAAACAAUUGUUGAAUCACCAGAUAUAUAUUAUGAAAAAAUGGAUUGGGAACCAGUUGAAGAUGAAGAAAUAAUAACUGAAGUUGAAGCUGUUAGAAAUGAAUUGGGUACUGAAGAAACGGAUAUUCAUAUGAAUGAUAUAAUUGAAAAUUCACUUGAUUUAACAGAUGGUACAACAAAUAACUUACAUGAAAAGAAACUUUAUAUUGUUAUUGAUACAAAUGUUUAUUUAUCAAGUUUAUCAACAAUAACUAGUGCACGUGAUGCUGAAUUUCGUAAUUAUGGACGUCCAAUUGUCGUUGUACCAUGGACAGUAUUACGUGAGUUGGAUUAUAUUAAAGAUGAUAAAAAAAAUACACGUAGUGAAACACUUAAAUAUAAAGCAAGACAAGCUGUUAGUUUUCUUAAUAAACAUUUUUCACAUAAACAUCCACGUAUACUUGGUCAAACACCAAAUGACGUUGCUAAUAAUCGUCAAAAAUUUUCAACAAGUUGUCCAGAUGAUGAAAUACUACAAACAUGUUUACAAAUACGUGAAAAAAAUAAUUGUGUUGUUCUAUUAUCAUAUGAUAAAAAUCUUUGUAAUAAAGCAAUGAUACAUGAUAUUGUUACACUUGGUAAAAAUGAUCCAUUAGAAAAAAUUGAUUAUAUUAAUAUUUGUGAUGCACAAGAUGAAUCAUUAUUAUCAGCAAGUUUAAAUAAUUCUUAUAAUGAAAGACUUGAUGUUACAAUAACAGCUAUACAAAAAGAACUAAUACUUGCUGGUGAAAUAUAUGAUGAAAUACAAGAAAUAUUAACUGAAUUUUUAACAGUUAUUGUUACAAAUGAAUUGAAAAAUUUAUAUAAUCAUCAUUGGGAAAAAUAUGUUUUAAUAAAACCACCAUGGACAAUAAAUACUGUAUUAAAAUGUGCAAUUAAACAUUGGAUUGCUGCUGUUAAUGAAUCAUUUAUACGUAAAGGUGAAAAUAUAAUAAAAGAACUUUAUGAUAUUGUUACAAAAUUAGAAUGUAAAAAGUUAAAUGAUGUUGAAUAUUUUAUUGAACUUGUAUGGAAAUUAAUGCAGUGUCUUCAAGAAAAAAAAUAUCCAAAUUUUCUUAUAAAUAUAUCAAAAAAAAUUGAUGAAAUAAGAGAUAAAUGUAAAGAUGCUUGUGCAAAAAUUAAUCAACAAAUAUUAAUUGAAGAAAUUGGAUAUGAAAAAGAUGAAGAUAAAGCUGAAAAUCGUGCUAAUGCUGCGUUUCAACAUUUUGAAAAAGUUUAUCAAUAUGCACGUGAUAUUUGUGGUGCUGCUUGUGAAAAUAUGGAAAUGCCAUGUUCAAUACCAUAUCAACAAUUAAAUCCCCCAUUAUCACCAGUUGAAAUACGAUAUCGUCAGCCAGAAGUUGCUGCACAAAUUGUCCGGCUUCUUCAUAUACUUGGAACAGCAUUGGAGGAUGUCAAGGGACUUAAUCCAGCUCAUAAUUCAGUAAUGUCACUUUAUCAUGCACUUGAAUCAUUUUAUUCAAUUGCACUUGAAGGUAAUAAUGAUGUUAUAACACCUCUUGAUGUCUACUGUUGUCUUACAAGAAGAGAAAAAAAUUUACGUGCUGGUAUCAAACAAUUAUCUGAUUUGAGCUUACAUUUUUCACGUAUGCCAAGUUACAAAUGCAAGUGAGUAUUAUUUAAUAAAUUUACUAAUGAAAAAAAA